Messenger RNA from Colletotrichum lupini, 258 nucleotides. RefSeq lists its product as uncharacterized. The record is from RefSeq and is a predicted model, not a curated record. The transcript has a single exon. NCBI's taxonomy places the organism in Eukaryota, Fungi, Ascomycota, Sordariomycetes, Glomerellales, Glomerellaceae. The annotation marks the transcript as partial.
UUUAAAGGUUAUAGCGAAUUUAUAUUAAUAGAAAUCGAUUACGGCUUUAAUACGAAAAACCUCGAUACGACGGUAAUAAUACUUAAUAAUAGGUUUUUUAUAUUAUAUACCCUAGUUUUUAGUAUUAUUAAAGCGAUAUUACUAACUAUCCCUUUAGCUAGGAUCCCUCGUAUAAUAAUAAUUUUUAUAUACUCUUUAAUUAAAAGUAAGAGCCGGGGCGUUAAGCCUUUUAUUAUUCUUAUUAAUAACUCGACCUAA